This is a messenger RNA of Entrophospora candida, 627 nucleotides long. Lineage: Eukaryota; Fungi; Glomeromycota; Glomeromycetes; Entrophosporales; Entrophosporaceae. The record is from the annotation of a GenBank genome assembly.
UUGAAAAUAGUAAGAUUACAAAUGGAGAUGUUAAGAUUGAUUUCAGUGUUAUAGAAGAAGGUACAACAACAACUAUUACAGAAAAAGAAGAGGUGGAAAAUAUAUUAACAAAGAUUGGGUUUAUUAAUGGAAUACUUGUUCAUUCACAAAACUUUAAUAAAUAUAUUGAAACAAAACGUAAAGCAAGAUCAGACUGGCAUAAACAAAAGGUGAUUGAACUAUCACAAGAGCUUGAUGCCCUAUUACAUCGUCAGCCAGCUCAAUACACACCACCACAUCGUCGAUCUGAACUUUCUGGAUACAUUAACCAAUACAAAAAUUCUAUUGGAGCCAAAUCUUUCAUCAAAGGCUUGCUCAAAGUGUUUCAACUUCAAUUAACCAAAUUGUCACUUAUUUCCUGGACAUUUUUAGAUGAUUCAUUGACACAAAAUGGUGCAGAUUUCAUGAGAGCAACAGUGAACUUGCUGGUAAAUGUGUUGGGAUUUACUCAUACAGUUCAAGAAGUUGAUGAAAGUGGAGAACAAGGAGGAAAUUCUUCACGUACUUGGUAUGUCAGUGGUACACUAACUGACAAAGAAAUCAGUUCAUUGUUAGAAUUAUUUCCAAAAGAAAAAUCAUCAACACUUG